Molecule: messenger RNA, 285 nt
Organism: Colletotrichum orchidophilum
Lineage: Eukaryota; Fungi; Ascomycota; Sordariomycetes; Glomerellales; Glomerellaceae
Exons: 1
Coding region: 1-285 (94 amino acids)
Source: RefSeq, a predicted model, not a curated record
AUGUCUGUCCAAAGUUUUUACUACGGACAAAUUCUCUUUACUGACUGGCUGAUUUACAGUGCAAGCUCCGCGACGGUGAAAACAGUCUCUCAUCGUCCCCAAAACACACAGAAUAGUGAAGCCUCCGGACUUCAAGGACAACGCCUUGAUAAGUUUCUCGCCGAGCCCCUCGAAGACGGGAACAGGCUCGUCUUGCUACCCGACCAACCUCGGGAGGUCAACACUGCUGUCAAGGCCCACCGCAAGAGAGCAUCUGGCAUGCUGAGAGAGUCAAAAACGAAAUAA